GAUUUAAUAUCAGAGAUGAUUCUCUUCUCUAAGUGUAAUUUGAUAUUUAUUUGCACUUUGGUGAUCACUUUGCUGCCCUUCGGGCUCUUGGAGCUUUAUUACGAUGAAGUUCAAAGCUUGAGCGAACUUCCAAUGAAUAAACUUUUGAAAAUACGAUCCAGUUUCGGCGAAAUCGAAGAAGAAUAUUUAGAAGAGGAAGAAGAUGAGAAUGGCUUAGAAGGAAGAACAAUUCCUUUAGCCUACAAGUUGCCUCAGAAAAAAAUCGGUAACAAAUUGCGGAGACACGGCGGGUGGGAUGAAAAAGGCGAGGAGAGUAAAAUUUCUAAAAUAUUCCAAUUUUCUCUAACAACUCUGUCGUUUCUCGCCUUCGGCGGGUACUUGCUCACUUUAAUCAUUACUUCUUUAAAAAGAAAUUCGGGUACUUCCGGAAAUGUAAUCGUUUUAUCGAAUCUGCAAAAAUUCACGAGACCAAAGCGUGAUGUGUUCGGAAUAGACCCAAUGGAAAACGACUUCAACACCGACAGACUCUACCGCGGGAUGAUAAUGCUCUCGGAGGAGUUUGCGUCUUACUCCAAGCCGAAGCACUAUUGAUAGAUAUUUAGUUAUAUUUUCAUUGUAUUAUUUAUUGCGGCUGUCAAUGUGAGCUGGCAAUUUAACUUUUCUCGAUCAUUAACUGUUCUGAAAUCAAAUAAAAUCUAAUAAGAGCGUGUGUGGGUGUGCGCUUGGUGUUUGUGUGGUAUAUGUGUGUGGAUAAACUACCGGGAUGUGUAUACACAAACUACGAGGAAUAUUCUCGACAUGUAGGUGGUAUAAAGCUUCGAAUAUGCUUUCCCAAAUAAACAUUUAAGUGUCUGUAUACAACGCUCUAGGGAUCUGAUGAUAACCAUAUGGCGUACGCCGACGAAUUUUAUCAAAUUUACUCGCCUUUUUAUUUUCGUUUAUCUACUUGUAAUUAA
Messenger RNA from Cotesia glomerata, 956 nucleotides. RefSeq lists its product as uncharacterized. The coding region runs from base 16 to 591 and encodes 191 amino acids. Lineage: Eukaryota; Metazoa; Arthropoda; Insecta; Hymenoptera; Braconidae. The record is from RefSeq and is a predicted model, not a curated record. The transcript is spliced from 3 exons.